GUGUCAAAUCUCUCUGAGAGUGCUGAUAGGGCUGAGAGUGUUUCGAAGAGUCGCGGAAUUGUGCUGUGAUGAAAUUCGGUGUGUUUUAGUGAAAUAAGGCAGAAGAAUGGAAGGAAGAAGAUCCGUGGCUAAGUACGAUAUUGAUGAUCCUCGGUUUCGCAUACAUCCCAGUCAGCAAAUCGUGUCAGCAUGCACAGGAGCACUCCUAACCUCACUCUCCAUGACUCCUCUGGAUGUCGUGAAGACUCGUCUCCAGACCCAGCAGAAGCUCCUCCUGUCCAACAAAUGCUAUCUCUACUGCAACGGCCUUAUGGAUCAUCUCUGUCCCUGCGGACCAAAUGGAAGCAUCAGCCAGAAGCCCCAUCUCAACGGCACCAUUGACGCCUUCGUGAAAAUCAGCAGGACUGAGGGUGUCCGCGCGCUGUGGUCAGGACUGAGUCCCACUCUUGUCCUGGCCGUGCCGACAACAGUGAUCUACUUCGUAGCGUAUGAACAAUUGCGAGUCAGGGCGAAGGACAAGUACAUGGAUUUCCGUCCAGGCUCCACAUCAACACCCUGGUUGAUUCCCUUGGUCGCAGGAGGCUUGGCCCGAGUGAUCGCCGCUUCAAUUGUGAGCCCUCUGGAGCUCGUGAGGACGAAGAUGCAGUCCCAGAGAGUGAGCUAUUUGGAAGUUGGCCAGGCGCUGAAGAGCAUGGUCAAUACUCAGGGCAUCUGGGGACUGUGGACAGGCUUGAGGUCGACUCUGAUGCGCGACGUGCCAUUCUCAGGACUCUACUGGACAUCUUACGAGACUCUGAAGGCGAUUUACGGCAUCACAGGCAGUCCAAGUGUGACGUUCAGCUUCAUCGGAGGAGCUCUUUCGGGGAGUAUAGCGGCUAUCGUGACGACCCCCUUCGAUGUUGUGAAGACGCACAAGCAAAUAGAACUUGGUGAAAAUUUAAUUUACACUGAUACGCCUAAGAAAAUACCAAAAAGGGAGAAUGUUCUGCCUGCGCUGGAGAAGAUCUACAAACUGCAUGGAAUCCGUGGCCUUUUUGCUGGUCUAAUUCCAAGACUCGUCAAAGUUGCUCCUGCCUGUGCUAUUAUGCUAUCAUCCUUUGAGUACGGAAAGGCCUUCUUUCACCAGCACAAUGUUGUACAGUUCCACAGCAAGAGUGAGGCGUAGAAUCAGUU
This is a messenger RNA of Phlebotomus argentipes, 1173 nucleotides long. RefSeq names its product probable mitochondrial glutathione transporter SLC25A40. Gene Ontology annotation, biological process: mitochondrial transmembrane transport. The transcript has 5 exons. Lineage: Eukaryota; Metazoa; Arthropoda; Insecta; Diptera; Psychodidae. The record is from RefSeq and is a predicted model, not a curated record. The coding region runs from base 107 to 1165 and encodes 352 amino acids.